GUUUGUCCGUACAUAUCUGAUGCUAAGUUUUUUCUAGUCCUCCUUAUCCACAACCCCUCCUCCUCCUCCUCCUCGUGCUUCUUCCAGCUCCAGGGCGUGAUUGCGGGUCGCAACCCGACACAGGUACCGUGCCAGGCUGCCAUAGGCCAGCUCCAGCAUCGGCGCCAACAGAGUCGCCCACAAAACCGCUCCCUUUUUUUUCCCUUUCUUUGUUUGUCAGUGUCCACUGCCAUAGCACUACACUGGUGGCGAUACUGAUACGUGCAGAGAAGCAAACCAACGAGUUCUCUCACUCGCUAUAAGUGGGAGCCUCUAUCUUAUCUCCACUUCUUCUUCAGACUUCUCAAAGAAGAAGAGUCAGGCUCCUCUUCCUCGGCAUCCUCCUCCUGAAUUCUCCUUCUCGGAUCACCUCUUCUCUUCACCUCCUCUCUCUCCCAUCCGCUGCAACCGCCGCUUACAAACGAGAGUUUAAUUGGUAUUUUAGUCUUCUGCACAUCCAUCGAGCUCAUCAUCAGAUUGAAACAAAUAAAGUGAAGUAUUUGAUCACUUAUAUGGCCCUCAAGACGCUGCAAGUUCCAUCUAGCUUUGCAAGGCCGAUCAACCGCAGCUUCAUCGGUUCUUCUUCUUCUUCGUCGUCGUCGUCUCAGUUUUCUCUGCGGCCAAAGCCUGCAUCGGCACGGCUCGCCGCAAGUGUCGCCGGAGAGAGGCGCCUCGAAUGCAGGGGCGGCAGCAGCCUGCACGGCUGCGUGGACGAGGGCGCCGCGGCGGCGUCGAGGAGGCGGCAGGAGCAGGCGGUGGAGAUCCCCAUCGUUCUGUUCCCGUCGGUGGUCUUCCCCGGCGCGACGGUGCAGCUCCAGGCGUUCGAGUUCCGGUACCGGAUCAUGGUGCACACGCUGCUCCAGGAGGGGGUCACCAGGUUCGGCGUCGUGUACUCCGGCGGCGGGGUGGGGGGCGGGGUGGCGGCCGGCGAGGUGGGGUGCGUGGCGCACGUGGUGGAGUGCGAGCGGCUCGUCGACGGCCGGUUCUUCCUCACCUGCGUCGGCGGCGACCGGUUCCGCGUCGUCGGCGCCGUCAGGACGAAGCCGUACGUGGUCGCGAGGGUCCAGCCCCUGGCCGACGCGCCGCCCAGCCAAGAACGCGGCGGCGACGGCGGCGGCGACAUGGUGCGCCACCUCGUGGAGCGAGUGGAGGAGCAGCUCAAGAACGUGGCGGCGCUGUCGGACAAGCUCGGGUGGAGCCGGCCGCCGCUGCCGUUCCGCGCGACUUGCUCCCCGUCGUCGCUGUCGUUCGCCGUGGCGAGGGAGGUCGUGGAGGACCGGGAGGAGCAGCAGGCGCUGCUCCGGCUGGACGACGCGGCGGCGCGGCUGGCGCGAGAGGGGAGGUACCUGGAGCGGAGGAGCAGGUACCUGGCCGCCAUUGCGGCGAUCAAGGACGCCCUCGGUGGCCACCUCUACUGCAACGACAAGUAGAGACGACGACGAUCGAGUGAGUACUCCGUUAAUAACCGGCCACUGGUGAGGACUCCCAUGGCCAUAGGUUUCUUUGGUUUUGUUUGGCUUCUCUGCUUCAGAAUUCAGAGUUCAGAGUUCUAAUGUAAAUAUUUUUGUAAGUUCCUCGAGCUGUUUUUUGUGGUGAAAACUUUGCAUUGAGUAGAUGUAUUUAGGAGUACUUCAUAAUGUACAGAAGGAUUGAUGUACCAUCUGCAGGUUACUCAUCAGGUGAUAAAUAAGAGUACACCAUGUAACAUUGUAGCAAAAAAAAAAAGAGUGAGAAAUCACACAAAUGUUUGUGCAAGGUCCAGUCAAUUGAACACUCGCGCUUACACCUGAA
Molecule: messenger RNA, 1830 nt
Organism: Oryza sativa Japonica Group (Japanese rice)
Lineage: Eukaryota; Viridiplantae; Streptophyta; Magnoliopsida; Poales; Poaceae
Source: RefSeq, a predicted model, not a curated record